This is a messenger RNA of Chelonia mydas (Green sea turtle), 1102 nucleotides long. Its product is annotated as peptide YY. Gene Ontology annotation, biological process: feeding behavior; neuropeptide signaling pathway. The record is from RefSeq and is a predicted model, not a curated record. The coding region runs from base 137 to 613 and encodes 158 amino acids. NCBI's taxonomy places the organism in Eukaryota, Metazoa, Chordata, Testudines, Cheloniidae. Gene Ontology annotation, cellular component: extracellular region. Gene Ontology annotation, molecular function: neuropeptide Y receptor binding; neuropeptide hormone activity. The transcript has 4 exons.
CUGAGAUUUGGGGCCUGAACUGGGGAGGAACGGGAUCUCUUCCCUUGCAGAGGGCGCAGUGCUGGCUGCCCCUAAACCAGAACCUGGGGUCGGCCCUUCUUAUUGUUUGUCGGGUGGGGAACUCAAGCACUGGGGGAUGAAGGGACUUGCCCAAGGUCAGACAAAGAAUCUGGGGCAGAGGCGGCCACGUGUCUCCUGGGUCCCAGCUCAGUGCCAGCUCCUGGGUCCCUGGCUCACAAGUCAGCGGAGCAGGGCUGGAGACCUGGGUUCAAUUCCUGCUUUGGACAGCCCGCUGAGCGUGAGGGAUGGAAACCAUGAGAUGGUCGCCUCUGGGAAGCUCUGGCCCAUGCUGGUUGCCGUGACCCUCUGCGUGCUGUUCUGCUUGGGGGCGCUGGUGGAGGCCUACCCCCCGAAACCAGAGAACCCCGGAGAUGACGCCUCCCCGGAAGAAAUGGCCAAAUACUUCUCUGCCCUUCGGCAUUACAUCAACCUAGUGACGAGGCAGCGGUAUGGGAAGAGAUCCAGCCCCGAGGCCUUGAUGUCCGAGCUGCUCUUCGGGGACAGCAGCGAUCACGCCGACAGAUCGCGGUACGAGGACUCCUACCUAUGGUGACGGGCUCCCUGCUCCCCCACCCCGGUCUCUUUUUAAAUGUUCCGAGUCUUUUGGUGUCAUUUGCGUUUUUAAUUGAACCCUGAGGAGCUGGAAAUCUCUCUGCAAAGAGGGUCAUCCCUCCUCCCCCCCGACUCUUUCCCGGCCCCGUCCCCAGCCCCACCCCAGCCCCCUCCGAGGCACCGAGACCUCCCCCCCAUACAGCACCUGGAGAGGCUGCACCGCCGUGCUCGGCGCUGAGGACCACCCCCCAACCCCACGGCGGGGCUCACAGAGAUGGAUGUGGGCCCUGGGGGCGCGGGGCAGGGGCGCCUCUCUGGGUUGUCGUUGUAAUGAUGUCUGUGUGCAGUGGCCAGUCUGAGCGGCUGGAUCCCGACCCCUCGCUGUCCCCCCGAAUCGGGUUGAUUUUAUUUUGUACGUCAUUUAUAUAUAUAUAUUUCCAGUGGAGCCUCUGGUCUCUGCCUCCAUAAUAAAGAGCAAGUUGAACGGAAA